Molecule: messenger RNA, 633 nt
Organism: Daldinia childiae
Lineage: Eukaryota; Fungi; Ascomycota; Sordariomycetes; Xylariales; Hypoxylaceae
Exons: 2
Coding region: 1-633 (210 amino acids)
Source: RefSeq, a predicted model, not a curated record
AUGGACGACUUCAACCUAACACCAUGGACCUUCCAGCCCGCCUCCUUCGACUUCGUACACCUGCGGUAUCUCUGCGGGGCAGUCCUAGACUGGGACGCAGUAUACGCCGAAGCAUUCCGGGCAGUGCGUCCCGGUACCGGCUGGGUCGAAGCUCUAGAACCCGCUCUGCGCAUCCGCAGCGACGACGGCACUGUCUGCGAAGGCGACGGCUCGGCACUUGCAGCUUGGGGACCUCUUUUCGAGGAAGGUGCCAGGAGGUACGAAAGCAAAACUAGGGUCCCGGGGAGUACGAACCGGGGGCCCUCGAGGCCGAUGAAUAUCGUCGAAGACGGGACGAUGGAGCGCGCGUUUCGGGGCGCGGGGUUCGUCGAUAUCGUUACGCAUACGAUUAAGUGUCCGCUUACGCCGAUUUCGAAUGAUCCGCAUCUGAGAGAGGUAGGGCUGUAUGCGCAUGCUACGAUGGAGGAGGGCAUGGAGGGUUUUCUACUUUAUCUCUUCACGCAAGGUCUGGGCUGGACCCACGAGCAAGUCAUACUCUAUCUAAGCCGCAUACGCAAGGAGCUGCGCGACAGGCGGAAAUCGCCAUAUUCACUAGUUAAGGUGAUAUACGGCCGGAGGCCCGAGAGUAGUUAA